AAAAUUUUAAAAAUGACCGAAUCAUUACUUCUAUAUCGCGCCAUUUUGAAAUAUAGCUGACAGUUGAAUACUAUUUCCAUCGACAACAGAUGACGCCAGUGGUUUCAACAGAAAACUGGCCUUCAAGUUAUGUCCUAGAUUCUUUAAUUUCUCUCAGCCGUAUUUGAAAUUUGGAAUCCUUCAAGAAUUAAUAAAAUAGAUAUAUUGUUUGUAGGAUAAUUUUGUAAAUAUACAUACUGUAUAUAUGAUAUAUUUAUACCUAAGGUUAAUGUCAUUUAACGGUGAAUGCCCUUUUUGUAAUUAGAUCUAUUAUUUUAAUGCAUUGUUAAUAUGUAGUGUUAUAUCAAACAAGACUAAACUUUGAUAUAAAUUUCAACUCAGGCCAUGUCGAAAGCGAAACCUUUGGAUAAACAGAUCAAAUAGUCAAAGUUAUUCAAGUUUUCAACAUUAAUUUGACCAACUUUUACCAGAAAAGAAAAAGAAAUAGCUUAGAUAUCAAUUUUGCCGUUAUCAAAGUUUAGCAUCAAAAUAAAACAUUCAAUUGAGAUAUUCUUAAGCAUUGCUCUUAUUCGAGCUAUUCCGUAUCAACAGAGUAAAAUUAUUAUAAUAUAUGGUUCAUUAAAUAUUUAAUGAACUAUUAAGGCUGAGAAACUUUGUUUAUUAUCUCCAAUUAUCAGCAAAAUUAGAUUUGACAUAGCAGUAGAACUUUGUUAGGUUUAUUUGACAAAUACAGUUACAGUCAUUUCUCAUUUCCUCCAAUAGUUCAUUUAAAUUUUAAAUUUAUGAUGGAAUCUGACGACUUAGAGGUUACCGGCUUACCAAGGUUCCCAAUGAAGCUAUGGGAAGCUGUCAAUUCUGAGCACUCAGACUUGAUUCAGUGGGCUGAAGGAGGCAAAGCAGUUGCCAUAGAUUCUCGCAGAUUUACUGAACAAUCCAAUAAUUCAUUGAGGAACUCACGCAACAUCACGUGAUGUUUGUAAAACUCUACAACAUAGAGGAAUUUUUUUCGAAAAUAAAACUUUCUUAUAUAUACAAUGUUCCAUACGCUUUUUAGGUUAUGAAUGACUUCCCGAAGCUAGUACAGGUUGCUAGAUUUGAGAACAUUAGGCGUCAAAUGAGGGAGUAUGGAUUUAACUGGAGGGAAAAAGAUAGAGGAAUUUAUCUAUUUCAGCAUAGAAACUUUCAGAAAGAUGUUCCAGAGCAAUUACAUAAAGUGCAAACUAGACGAAAACGAGCCUAUAACAAUAAUCAAUUACGCAACUGUGAUGAAAAAGAAAUCGCAAAAAAACGAAAUAGUUCUUCUGUGACAUUGAAACAUGGUGAUAAAGAAACAACGGCAAAGGUAGUUGCGGCUGCUGCAGCAACCAUUACAGCCGCAGCUGUAGGUAUUCAAAUAAAUCCAGGAUUUCUUCAGCUCCUAUUAUAGUUUUGUUUUAGACAAAAGUUUACAUACAUACUCUGCUUAAUGCAUCUUGACUAAUAAAAAAUGCAACAGAAGGAUAAACUGAAGAAUAUAUAAAAGUGAAGAAAGUCUUUCUAUAUUUUAUUUUUAUAUCUUCUAAGUCUCUUUUUUGCUUAGAAUUUUCGACAAUAGAAUAAAAUUUCGAAAUAUAUUUC
Molecule: messenger RNA, 1617 nt
Organism: Dimorphilus gyrociliatus
Lineage: Eukaryota; Metazoa; Annelida; Polychaeta; Dinophilidae
Source: the annotation of a GenBank genome assembly